CGCACCAAAACUCAAACUCUGUUUUACAAACAAGGAAAGACUGCUCUCCUCCCCUGCCUCCAGCACCACAAACGACCGCCAACAGCGAAAAAUGAAGAUACACAAGUCCUCCUCCUCCUCCUCCUUUUCCGAAAUUACACCGGCCGGCCACCAGAAUUCUUUUUCAGCCUACGCCCUCUCCAAAUCUGCAGCAGCCCACUCAACAGGAGACACCUUCGACAUCGACGACGAACCCACUCUCCACUUUCCUUCUAUUUCUACCUUUGUCGCUCCUCCACCUCUUCCACCUUCCACUAGAGAAUCUGCCAACCACAACAACUCCGCCAAGUUCAAAUCUCCAUCUCAUCCUUCUCGUCGUCAGUCGAGGCGGGUGGACUUAGCGGCGGCUCGGAGAGAUUACGAGCAGUGCAGAACAGAGGCCCUGAAAACAGAGCUCAAAGCUAGGCUGAAUUGCUCCAUUGUGAGGCGACUGAAGGAGCUGUCAGAGAUGGAAGCGACGAGCAACGCGGGGAUUGAGAUUGCCGACUCGGUUGAUUUUCUGAAGCUGCUGAACCAGGAUUCGGAUUCGGCUCUUAAGGAGAUUGGGGAAAUCAGGGACAAGAGUCGGGAGGGAGUUGUGCGGCUGCAGGAAGGCCAGUUGCUGGUGAAGAGGUCGCAAGACCAGCUUCGAUCUGCCCUUCGCAACAACUUCCUUUUCUCUGUAGAAUAAGGGACCUUGGAGUUGGUUUUCGAUUCCGGAAUCACUUGCUAAGCUAGAGAUUUUGUGUAUAUUACGAUUCUCUCACUUCUUCUUCCUGUCUGAGUUCUUCGUGUAAAGAGUAUUGUUUGUAAUUAGCCAGGGUGGUGACUUAUUAUUUAAAUUAGCCCUCCAAUUCUGUGGUGAAUGAUCCAUGUAAGCAUAUUUGUAGAACCAAGAGAAUCUUGUGUUUUUGUGAUAACUUUUUUUUUCUGUUUUCUUUUCCUUAUUUUUUCUCAUAACCAAACCAUUCAAGGCCCUAUUCUUUGCUUGAGAGGUUUUGGCGUUUUGCAAAAAUCUGAUUCAUAUGCUGGAUGACCAAGACAAUAGAAGCCGGGGAUUUUUCCCUCGAGAAGAUUAGACAGUAGCCCACAAAAUGGCGCAUGUUUUUGUGGAGACUAAAUAGAUUGUAACAUCUGGU
Molecule: messenger RNA, 1157 nt
Organism: Linum trigynum
Lineage: Eukaryota; Viridiplantae; Streptophyta; Magnoliopsida; Malpighiales; Linaceae
Source: the annotation of a GenBank genome assembly